Messenger RNA from Rosa rugosa (rugosa rose), 2174 nucleotides. Its product is annotated as NAC domain-containing protein 2-like. NCBI's taxonomy places the organism in Eukaryota, Viridiplantae, Streptophyta, Magnoliopsida, Rosales, Rosaceae. The record is from RefSeq and is a predicted model, not a curated record. Gene Ontology annotation, biological process: regulation of DNA-templated transcription. The transcript has 4 exons. Gene Ontology annotation, molecular function: DNA binding. The coding region runs from base 506 to 1951 and encodes 481 amino acids.
CAGAAAUGUCUCCACAGUAAUUUCUAAUAGAAAAGAUAGUUCCAAUUCAAGAAAACAACCCCACUUCUCAUUGACUCGUUACCGAAAUUGGCAUUAACAAUAAGCAUAAGGAAGAAUAAAACUUUUAUUCACUGAGACUCUAGAAUAUUCCCAACAAAAAUUUCUCCAAUUUUUUGGCCAAUGUUCCUGAAUGUUCCAAGUCUCAAAUGGAUAACAAAGGGCCUUGCCACCAGAGGGAGGCUGAACUUCUAAGAGCGGGUAAAGAUAAAUGAGAUUCCCUUAAAAGGACAAAGAAAAUGUAAAAAUUAACACGUGUUUGGUCGUUACUCGUCACACGUGGGAUCCCACUUUUGACUCAUGUCAUUCCAUACAGUUGAACUUGCUUCCAAAGCUCAGGACUUUCAGCUCAAAGAGCACUUGACAUUAUAUAUAAAACCUCACUCUUUCCUCUGCACUUCAGAGCAAAAACAAAACUGAUCAAAAUCAGCUAUUCAAAGUGGAAGAGAUGAGCUGCGGCGGCUUCACAGUUCCGAAGGGAUACCGAUUCCAUCCCUCCGACGAGGAGCUGCUUAGUCACUACUUGGAGGAGAAGAAUCAGUGCAAGGACUCCCAGAUCACUACCAUCAUCCCUGAAAUCGAUGUGUGCAAGCACGAGCCUCGCGAAUUGCCAGAACUGGCGUUCACAAGGGCGGAAAGUCUGGGCAGGAAAUUUUUCUUUUUCUUCUUCUUUUGGUUUGCAAGGGAAGUGUCUUGGGACAAUCAAGGAAAGUGGUACUUCUUCACUCCGCGUGAUUACAAGUACAACAACAGCACUCGCUCCAACAGGACUACAGGGGAAGGGUUUUGGAAGAUCACAGGCAAGGACCGUGCAAUCAAGGCCCCCGGCUCCAAAGCUGUGAUUGGGAGAAAGAGGACCUUGACCUUCUACAAACGUGGAGUGCCGAAAUCCCAGAAGACCAGCUGGGUUAUUCAUGAGUAUUAUCUCAUUCAGGCACAUUCUGAUCCUCCUAAGCAGAUAGGGGACUUUGUUGUCUGCUGCUUGAAGUACAAGUCAGACAACUCUGAUUAUGAUAAGGAUGCCCCAUUCUGCGAUCGAGGUAGCAGUAGCUGCAGUAUGGCCUCCAAUGUUGAAAAUCAAGCAAAAGAAAACUGGGCAUCGGAAGAGCUGGUAAAUGUUGUUCCAAUUCCCAGUGGAAAUGAUGAUGAAACUGGUGGUGGUAUGAUUACAGAAGAAGAGGAAUACCUGACUUUAGAGGAGGUGGAAGAAAUUCUUCACAAUCCCAUUGGCAAUCCGCAUGAAUUUGAAGGCACGCAAACUGAUCCUUGUCGUAUAGAUAAGAAUGAUCCUUCAACCGCUGUUGAACGCCAACCUGAUAGAAGCAAUUCAUCUGAUAUGAUUGAAGAGCUACUAGAUGACCCAGAAAAUCUGGAUUCACUCUUUCAUCCGCCUGCACCACCUCAACUGCAUCAGUCACCGAUGCAUACCACCAAUAUCCAUAAUGAUGAAUGUCGUAAGAGGACAUAUCCAUUUGAGGAUAAUGACCCUUCUCUUACGAAGAAGAAUAAUAUCUCAACCAAUGAUAACGACGAAUUAGUAAGCAACAUCACAUCCAGUUCUGAAAAUCAAGCCGCAAAUAUGAUUCCAGAGGGAUAUUCUCAACUAGGAGCAAAUCUGGGAUCAGAAUUUGAUUCAUUUCUGCUAAAGGAUUACGAUUAUACAUUAACAUCAAUAAACGGAGGACCGAGAGAUUUUUCCGAUGACAAUAAUUUCAUUGAGUUGGAUGAUUUACUAUCUUCAUACGAAGGUAUUGACUCUUCUCUCGCACAGUUCCUACAUACAGUUAUUGAUGGAGGUAGAGGAGUAACCAGUGACAGAAACACCGAAGUAGUACAUGGAUCGGUAAACGAUUAUUCUGCAUCAGCCAUUGGAGCAAAGCUCCAGCGUAGCUGAUCAACCUUUAUUUAUAGGAGAAUAUCAAAGGAGGCCUCAGUAAUAAUGUGUCUCUAACUUACAUUAUUCAGUCGGUGAUAUUCUCCUACAAAUGAUUCAAAGAUCUCCAAGUUAUAUGAAAUGCUCAGCUGUGUUGAUUGGCAUACAAUCGCAGCUUUUCUGCAUUUCUUGUCUGGAGGCUUUGGAAACUUCUUAAUCGUUUUGGCAUUCUAUUACAACUCAA